UUAUUAAACAAAGCUCCUUCCUUCUUUCGAAGAAACAGGAAAGUCACCAUGGAUAUUGUCAAUCAGUUGCAGAGACAGUUCAUUGACCAUUCCACAUCGCUGCAUCGUGAGGGAUUUGUGGAUGGUCAAUUUACUGAACUCCAAAAGCUGCAAGAUGAAAACAGCCCAGAGUUUGUCGUCGAGGUUGUCUCUCUUUUCUUUGAAGAUUCUGAGAAGCUUCUUAACAAUAUGGCCAGAGCACUUGAGCAAACACAAGGUGUUGAUUUCAAGCAAGUAGAUGCUAGUGUUCAUCAGCUUAAGGGUAGUAGUUCCAGCAUAGGUGCAAUUAGAGUUAAGAAUGCAUGCAUCGCCUUUCGAAGCUUUUGUGAGGCCCAAAACCGUGAAGGGUGA
This is a messenger RNA of Hibiscus syriacus, 390 nucleotides long. RefSeq names its product histidine-containing phosphotransfer protein 5-like. The record is from RefSeq and is a predicted model, not a curated record. Gene Ontology annotation, biological process: phosphorelay signal transduction system; cytokinin-activated signaling pathway; phosphorylation. NCBI's taxonomy places the organism in Eukaryota, Viridiplantae, Streptophyta, Magnoliopsida, Malvales, Malvaceae. Gene Ontology annotation, cellular component: nucleus; cytoplasm. The coding region runs from base 49 to 390 and encodes 113 amino acids. The transcript is spliced from 4 exons. Gene Ontology annotation, molecular function: protein histidine kinase binding; histidine phosphotransfer kinase activity.